AUGACCACAGUCCUCGAGGCCUGCAGACCUUCAUGGGCGCCCAGUCUAGAAGUGGUCCCACGAGGCCCAAAGAUGGGCGCGGGCCUAUUCUUCGUAUACGUGCUCUUCAAGACCGUCGUCUGCCAUUUCUUGAUGACGCUUCUCUGGAUGAUCGGCGUCGAAUGUGCUCAACAUCCUCAUGGGGCGUACGGGGUCGUCGCUGAUUGGGUGCCUUCUUUGGGAUUCCUCAGAGAUUAUCCUCAGUUCGAUUUUCUUACGCCCGCUCCAUUCGGGGGAGCAGCCUGGUUUGCAAUCGAUACGCUGGGCGGAAUACUAACUCUUCUGGAGGUGAUUCUGUACCAAGUAGGACCGUAUGUUCUACCGAAAGAUCUAGCGCCAGGGAAAUUCGACUCGACCCUGUACCCCCCCUUAUUCAACGACUUACACGCCCGCGAGAGCUUGAUAGCGUUCUGGUCAAAAGGUUGGCAUGCUAUCUUUCGGAGGAACAUCGUCUUCUGUGGCUGGAAUCCGAUGGAAUAUCUCUUCUCGUCCUUCGGGAAAGAUGCUGCUAAGACGGCCGGCAUGAUGGGCGGAAUGAUCUUCAGCGGAAUUUUCCACGAAUACCUAAUCGCGGCGGUGUCCAAGAUCGAUUGGAAGUUCCCGACGGUCUUGAUGUUUACUCUCUGUGGACUAGGCAUGGUCACGGAGGUCCAAUUCAAACGCCAGACAGGACUCCUUGUCAAAGGCAUUCCCGGACGUUGGUGGCUGGUGCUUGUGAUUGGAGCGGGUGGGAAAUACAUGGUCGACAGCUGGAUGGCAAGGGGGUUGGGCAGGAGCGAUAUGCCGCCGCCCAGACUGUGGACGUGGCCGAGAUUCCUGGUUCCGUUCUCGGGAUUAAUGCCAGAAAGAUGGAUAUCUCGCAUUGAAUCUUGGGUGCCUUAAGUCGUUGUUCGUUCAUCGCCUGUAUAGAAGGAGUCUUUUUCUCUAUAUUAAUUAUUGGCUUAUAACACCAAAAAAAAAAACUGGUGUACUCAUUCCACCCCAAUUUCACAGUAGAUUCCCUUUGUAUAGUUCUUUAUAGCCUUCUUAUUACCGUCUCACAUUCUAGCCCACAAGUAUCAGAUCUGUGUACAUCAACAUAGAGAGCCCUCUUCAUGUCAGGGAAAACAAAAACCAAUCUCUUCUGCUAAUUGUUGAUUGUAGCUCAGACAAGAUUUCACUCAUUGUUUUUCUUUUGGUUCCUUUUUUUUCCUUCUUUUUUUAUGGGAAAUGAGAUACCUAUCAAAGGGGGUUCC
Messenger RNA from Puccinia graminis f. sp. tritici CRL 75-36-700-3, 1274 nucleotides. RefSeq lists its product as uncharacterized. The transcript is spliced from 5 exons. The coding region runs from base 1 to 921 and encodes 306 amino acids. NCBI's taxonomy places the organism in Eukaryota, Fungi, Basidiomycota, Pucciniomycetes, Pucciniales, Pucciniaceae. The record is from RefSeq and is a predicted model, not a curated record. Gene Ontology annotation, biological process: lipid metabolic process.